Messenger RNA from Caenorhabditis remanei, 1185 nucleotides. RefSeq lists its product as uncharacterized. The record is from RefSeq and is a predicted model, not a curated record. Bases 1 to 1185 code for a protein of 394 amino acids. The transcript is spliced from 4 exons. Lineage: Eukaryota; Metazoa; Nematoda; Chromadorea; Rhabditida; Rhabditidae.
AUGGCAUGUGACAACGAAACACCACCAUCCGCCCAACAGGCCAGCGAAAACGUGGAGGGACAGUCCGUGACAACCUCCGCAGCGAUUCCAGCGCCAACAUCCGCGGACUCAAGCUCUAAUAAGAGUGAGCACGAUGUCGACAGCCGCAACAAUCAAUCGGACAACGACGUCAACAAGGAUUCUGGCGCUUCAGACAACGACGUCGACAAGGAGUCUGGUGAUUCCGACACCGACAACAACAUCCGCAUGCCGCCUAGAGCAUCGGGUGCUCCACGUCAUCUACAUCCGCUAGAAGCCGAUCUCCACAAGGCAUUCAACGAGCGAGUCCAAGCCUCUAUGGCCAAAGGAUGGGUCAACUUGGGAGGAGGACACUUCAACCAGUGCCGAGUCAUCAACGCUGACGGGACAAGCUCUCUAAUCCCGCAUCCGUUCCCACCAGGACUCUCUGCGGACACAUCUGUUUACAACAGCCGCACAACUCCACCUCAGGCCAACAACCCGCGUCCAACGCCACCAACCGCAUCUGCUCCAAUCAUGGACAGAAUCGGAGGGUUAGUCCAAAGAGCCGUAUGCUGUUCGGGGAUCUCGGAAGGCAUUCGUCAACUCGUCCGAAGCUGCGGUGACAACGAGCAAAAGCUCACUGAAAUUCUGCAAAGAGUUUCGUUGAAGCCGAUGCCAAGGGACGCGAAGACAAUCAUCAAUGGACUCUCAAAAUGGUCGGAGGCCCGCGAGUUCCUUGGAACUCGCUUCAACAUCCGCAUCCACACGAAGAGCUCCACCCAAAUUGCAUACUACUCCGUUCAUGGAGCGUAUGCUAAGCAGCUGCUGUACUUGGAUGACCAACACCCGCAAUUCAAGGAGAAGAAGCGUAUCGCCGACAAGAAGGAGGAGGACUGGGCCAAGGAGACAACUUCCGCACUUGUAGUGACGGAGUUGGUACAACAUCCGCCCGUCCACACCUUCAGGCCACACACCUUCGGUCGCAGAAAGUGUCCAUGCAUCAAAACGAUGAUGCACCACUAUGCAGCACACGACGCCAACAUUCAAUGCGAAGCCAGAAGAGUCCUCCAAGAGGCAAUUCUCGAAGUACAUCACCAGAUGACCUCUCACUCGCUUAGCGAGCUGAAGUCUCUCAAGCUCGGAUGGAACCCAUUGGAUAAUGGCGCCAACACCCGCAGACACUGA